Salvelinus sp. IW2-2015 is the source of this 2442-nucleotide messenger RNA. Its product is annotated as transmembrane protease serine 9. Gene Ontology annotation, biological process: proteolysis. Lineage: Eukaryota; Metazoa; Chordata; Actinopteri; Salmoniformes; Salmonidae. The record is from RefSeq and is a predicted model, not a curated record. Gene Ontology annotation, molecular function: serine-type endopeptidase activity.
CUUUUCUGGUCUUGUAUUUCAGGCUCUCAUUCACAGCUGAAUGUGUGCGGAACCCCUCCUCUUAACACUAGGAUCGUGGGGGGUCAGGACGCUCCUGCAGGGAGUUGGCCAUGGCAGGCCAGUCUUCAGAUUAGGCAGCCAUUUUUGUGGGGGAUCCCUCAUCAACAAAGAGUGGGUGUUGACUGCUGCUCACUGCUUUUCCAGUACCAGUACAUCAACUGUGGUGGUCUACGUGGGUCGUCUGAGCCAGAGGGCUCCAACCCAACGAGGUGAACCGCGAGUCACUCAGAUCAUCCGCACCCAACUACACAGAAGUACCAGUGACAAUGACAUGUGUCUGCUGAAGCUCUCCUCCACUGUGACUUUUACAAACUUCAUUCGGCCAGUCUGCCUAGCUGCACCAGGCAGCUCCUUCCAUGCUGGGGCUACUAGCUGGGUCACCGGCUGGGGCAGCAUCCRCAGUGGAGUGUCCCUGCCCUCACCACAGACCCUACAGGAAGUGGAUGUGCCAGUAGUGGGGAACAKGCAGUGUAACUGUAACAAUGGAGUUGGUUCUAUCACUGAUAACAUGAUCUGUGCUGGUCUAUCAGCAGGAGGAAAGGAUUCCUGUCAGGGGGACUCAGGAGGUCCAAUGGUGAGCAAACAGGGUAUUCGCUGGAUCCAGUCUGGCGUUGUGAGUUUCGGCAACGGGUGUGCCCAGGCAAAUCUCCCAGGAGUGUACGCAAGGGUGUCUCAGUACCAGACCUGGAUCAACACCCAGAUCACCAGUGACCAGCCAGGCUACGUCACCUUCUCCUCCAGUGGGACUGAUUCUGACCUUAGUGUCUCCUGUACUGGUCUUCCAGCCCCAGCCACCACCACAACAACUGCACCUAUGACCACAACUACCACCAGAACUGCCCCUAAAACCACAACCACCACAACUGUCCUAAAACCACUCCUGAACGUAACCGUGGUGUGCGGCAGUGCCUCUUUGAACUCCCUUACUGGUGGGGGCUUGGCCUCAGGGGGAUCCUGGCCCUGGAUAGCCAGUCUACAGACAAACGGAACACACGUCUGCGGGGGCACAAUGGUGGCAGAGGACUAUGUCAUGAGCGAUGCUGGGUGCUUCUCCAGUCAGUCCAACGCCUCUCAGUGGACCGUGAUCAUGGGUCGUCUGAAGCAGAACGGCUCCAACCCCAACGAGGUAACCCUUAAAGUCAUCAACAUCACCAUGAGCAACUUGACGGCCAACAACGUGGCAAUCCUCAGACUGGCCAGCCAACCCACGUUGUCUGACUACAUCCAGCCCAUCUGUGUGGACCAGGGAAGCAGCACCUUCAGCAUAGGGACUCAGUGCUGGGUGGCUGGCUGGGGCAGGGGCCAGGGUGGAGCCGAACAGAACUUGGAGCAGUCCCAGACCUCUGUGGUGGAUUGUGAGAGCUCUGGCUCCUCUGAUAACAUCUGCACUGCUGCCUUGGACCUUCGACAGGGUGAAGGGGGUGGUCCUCUSAUGUGUAAGCAGGGUGAUGCAUGGUACCAAGCUGCUGUGUUGACUGUCAACAGCAGCAACAAGACCAGCUCCAGCAAAACACGAUGGAGCCAGAGUCCUCGCUCCUCCAACAUCCAGGUCUUCACCAAAGCCGCUCGCUUCCAGAGCUUCCUUCAGACCACUGUGGGCACGUUCCCUUCACCCGUCACAGCCAGAACCCCCGUCAAUAACAACAACACUGCCAACAGCACAACUGUCAGUGCAACUACCAGUGGGGUAACUCUGGCCCACUCAUCCCUGGUCCUGCUCUUCUUGUCUCUCCUCUCUCUCCUWCUGUCUCUCRGUCAAGCCAGGUGACGCUGARGAGUCACCUUCAUGUAAACCUCUGGCAAUAGGKUCUAAAUGUGCUCUGUUUGCUCUAGAAUUUUUUGGUGAGUUUAAUCUUUGUUAACCCAKAACUAAAAUCUUGCGUAAUUUGGUCAGCUGCAUGAUUUAUUUCUGGGUCCAUGUGUUUCAAAUUGAGAGUCUGGGUUUGCGAUGUCUCCAUCCUUUGCAAMAGGAAACUCUCAGCCAAAGCAGUGAMAUUUAAGCACCGCCUUCGCCCAAUCCUGAUAGGUCCAAAUUAUCAGUGAGGAAAACAUAAACAUUGUAACUACUGCUGCUCGUUAUCCUAUGCCUCAACAGAUUAUUUGGUUUAUGUGCAGGAUUUGUCCACGAACACUGCCUGGUCUAACGCUGCCUGCAACAGUCUACUAAAACCAGAAGGUUUAUCUCAUCUAAUUGUUUAUUUAUUCUGACUGGAUUGAAACAUGAAACUUCCACUGUAAUCAGUYCACAAGUAUUCUCUCUUUGUAGUCUUAUCAAGUCUAUGCAGGUCAGUAUUUCAUGUUAUGAGACAGAUCAGGAAAUUAUUUAUAUAAAUGUAAAGACUUGAUCUACUGUUGCAUCUGGAAAUUAAAAUGAUGAAUGAA